GCAACACGAGACAACAAAACGUCAUUAUGGGCCCACUUCAUUAGGCCUGAUUCCUUCGUAAGUCCCAGACGAGAAACGACGAAACUUCGCAAAUAGACAUUCACCAUGAAUGAAAACUGGCUGACGAAAGCAUUUUCAUUUACUCAAGAUCGACAAAAUUCCAAGGAGUAGAACAAUGAAGUGGGCCAUGUCGAGUUUUGACAAUAAGGUCCAAAGCGUUUGCCGAACGAUUGAUCAGUGCAUUUUUCGGUCUCAUGUGACCCAAAGAUAAAUACUGUUUACUCCGGAUUCUCUCGAUCUCGGUCUCUUUCCCACCAAAAGCCUGAUUCGAGUAGAGCAAAAUAUCCCAGUUGUAAUCAUGAAAAGGGAUAAUGCGCACUCACUCAUCCUCCCUUUGAAGUCCUGUCUGCGACAUUCUCCCAAAUCUCCAUUUCACCACUCGGUACCAGUGUGAUUAGUGAAAAGCUGAACUCAUUUGACACAACAGAGGGAUAUUGCUGGAUUCUGCUCGAAAGAUCAACAAAACAAGGAAACGCCACUCCUAACACGUUUUGUCACCAAGAGCAUCCCAAGUAGUCCUAACUUAACAGUUGACCUGCCAGUAUGAAAGUGAGCAUGGAGGGUCAAUCCAAUGGCGACAAAGUGCUACUCAUCGAGACCGAGGGGGAACCAGACGCCCUUGAGGAACGCCAAUCCUUUCCCAAAGUAUCGCCAUCGACUUCUGUUCUGGUGACUUCAAAGAAGUCGAUCUACUUAGUAGUGAGUGGCAUUCUAGUAGGUUUGUGCAUAUUCAUGAUUGGCUACGAGGUCAGACAGGUGGACCAAACCUUACUCAGCCUAAGCUAUGAUGGACGGUACGUCAUGGAACAACAUGGACCGAACUUUGAUGAAUAUCUUCGAAGUCUGCAUAUCCCGCAAUAUCUAUUCGAAAUGAUCAAGUCGUCCCAAGAGCUGGUGGAAAUCCAAACCCCUUUGAAUCCCAACACGGACAAGUGGAAGAUCAAGUUUUCAAAUGAGUUUGCAGUUCACAUCUUGAACUUUCAUUUGGACCAAGCGUUUAAUGUGACGUACUACAAUGAUCACAACUAUGUAACCUAUUCCUGUUCAAUCCCCUCCAAGUUCACAUUGAAAUGUACGAGUCAGGAUAUCAAACGCGAUUGGAACAUCGACUCGACCAUGAUAUUUUCGCCUUAUGGCUACUCCAACUACAUGACCAACAUCAACAAGGCGGUGACCACUUCCAAAAUGUACCGUCGACUGAAGGCCGGAGAAACUGUGGAUCUCGAAGCAAACACGGGCAAUGUUCCUGACAAGAAUCAAGUUGAUGUGGAAUACAACAUGGAGGCCUUUGAGUAAGAAUCAGCGACCACCUAUUCCUCCCAUUCAGCCAACCAACACUCGUGCCAUUCAUGUUGGAAGCAAACCUGUGAUAAAAGCAAAUGCUCCUGUACUUACCGGUCAGUUUGGUCAUUGUGUCGUCAUCCACGUUACUUCCGGCUUCAAUCAGCAUGAAGGUUAUGAUGGACAAGAUCACCACUGGAAUUUACUCUCCGUACAUCAAACCCGUGUCCAUUUGGAGUCAUCAACUGUAAUUUGUAAAUUUUGAAAGUAAAAAAGAAUCGUGCGAUUUUUGUAAGAUUUU
Molecule: messenger RNA, 1642 nt
Organism: Tigriopus californicus
Lineage: Eukaryota; Metazoa; Arthropoda; Copepoda; Harpacticoida; Harpacticidae
Exons: 2
Coding region: 604-1356 (250 amino acids)
Source: RefSeq, a predicted model, not a curated record